AUGGCCUUGAACGAUAAUCCUAUACCCAAGUCAGUUCCUCUACACCCAAAAUCAGGUAAGUACUUCCAUAAUUUACAUGCCCGAGACUUAUCAAAUAUAUAUCAACAAUGCUACAAACAAAUUGAUGAGACCAUAAAUCAAUUAGUGGAUUCUACAUCUCCUUCCACCAUCGGCAUUGAAGAGCAGGUCGCAGAUAUUACUAGCACCUACAAACUCCUCUCGACAUACGAAUCGGAAUCCAACUCAUUUGACGAACAUAUUAAAGAUUUAAAAAAAAAUUUCAAACAAUCCUCAGAUGCCUGUCCGCAAAUCGACCUUUCUACCUGGGAUAAAUAUCGUACCGGAGAACUCACCGCUCCCAAAUUAUCUGAAUUAUAUCUAAAUAUGCCCACACCAGAGCCUGCAACCAUGGUUAAUAACACAGAUACACUCAAGAUACUAAAAGUGUUGCCGUACAUAUGGAAUGAUCCAACUUGUGUAAUACCGGAUCUGCAAAACCCCGCAGACGAAGACGAUCUACAAAUAGAAGGUGGUAAAAUUGAAUUGACUUGUCCUAUCACCUGCAAACCUUACGAAGCACCAUUGAUAUCAAGAAAAUGUAAUCACGUCUUCGAUAGAGACGGCAUUCAAAACUAUUUACAAGGAUACACGACAAGAGAUUGCCCGCAAGCAGCGUGUUCUCAAGUCGUUUCAAUGAGGGAUUUUGUAAGAGACCCUAUUAUGGAACUAAGGUGUAAGAUCGCCAAGAUGAAAGAAUCUCAGGAACAGGAUAAAAGAAGUAGUCAAGCCAUCGAUGUUUUAUGA
Messenger RNA from Saccharomyces cerevisiae S288C, 804 nucleotides. It is a transcript of the gene MMS21, whose product is annotated as SUMO ligase MMS21. The transcript has a single exon. Gene Ontology annotation, biological process: double-strand break repair via homologous recombination; protein sumoylation. Gene Ontology annotation, cellular component: Smc5-Smc6 complex; nucleus; cytoplasm. Gene Ontology annotation, molecular function: SUMO transferase activity; zinc ion binding. The coding region runs from base 1 to 804 and encodes 267 amino acids. NCBI's taxonomy places the organism in Eukaryota, Fungi, Ascomycota, Saccharomycetes, Saccharomycetales, Saccharomycetaceae. The record is from RefSeq and is marked reviewed.